AUGGUCUUGAUCUCUUCUUUAGCCGAGCGAGUGAAGAGUUGCAGGGAUUUAUCCCAGGCUCGGGAUCUAUGUAGUUGCUUGAGACAAGGCAACUAUCUCAACAUUGUCUAUCUCGCCAACCUUGUGGUGGAAAUGUAUGGCAAGUGUGGCAGCGUCGAAGAUGCCAAGUACGUGUUUGAUCACAUUCGAAGGCCAAAUCUCUUUUCUUGGACCAUGGUGAUCGCAGCAUAUGCCCGUAAUGGGCAUCCAUUACACGCACGGGAACUGUUUGAUCAAAUGCCGAUGCGAGACCUGGCGUCUUGGAAUGCCAUGAUUCUUGUUUGCGCAGACGCAGCGAAUCUUGACGAAGCCAUAGCUCUGUUUGAAUCUAUGCAGGAAAGAGACCUUGUUUCAUGGAGCACUAUGAUCACUGCUUAUGCCCGGUUUGGCUAUAUGGACCAGGCCAAAGCUUUGUUCGAUCAAAUGCCUCAGAGAAACGUUGUGGUCUGGACUGCCAUGGUUGCUGCGUAUGCACAAAACGGGCAUCCAUACGAAGCUCGGAAGGUUUUCGAUGAAAUGCCAGAAACCAACUUGGUUUCGUGGAACAUAGUUCUGGAUGCGUUUGCGGAGAAUGGGGAAUCGAGCGAAGCAGCUGACAUUUUCAGAGCUAUGCCCCAGCGAGAUGCUGUCUCGUGGAACACUUUGAUCGCGGCUUGCGUGAGGAGAGGCCAACUUUUGGAAGCCAAGCGUUUGUUUGAUCGAGUUCCGGAGAAGUCAGUGCCGUCCUGGAACUCCAUCUUUCAAGCCUGUGCAGUGUUCCAAAACGAUAGCGCUGUCGAGCUCUUGAGCUCAAUGAGGAUGGAAGACGUGCCACCGGACGGCACCACUUUCACUUGGAUCCUCAGCUCGUGCAACUCGAGGGGAGAUCUGGGGCGAGGACUGAAGCUUUUCUCCUCGAUGAUCGAGGAUCACGGUCUCUCGCCAUGCUUGGAUCACUACAAUUGCGUUUCAAAUGCGCUGGGACGAGCUGGUUUGCUGCGACAAGUGCGUGAGGCCGUGGAGGAGAUGCCGCUUGGUCCAGAUUGUGUCACCUGGAAGACAUUGUUACUGGCUGCCUCGAAGCUAGACUAUAGCAUUGGAACUUGGGCUGCAACAAGAGCUCUGGAGUUGAAUCCAAUGGAUGACGCACCCUAUGUUUCACUCUCUCAAGACUUCAUUGGCUUCUAG
Molecule: messenger RNA, 1206 nt
Organism: Selaginella moellendorffii
Lineage: Eukaryota; Viridiplantae; Streptophyta; Lycopodiopsida; Selaginellales; Selaginellaceae
Product: pentatricopeptide repeat-containing protein At2g35030, mitochondrial-like
Exons: 1
Coding region: 1-1206 (401 amino acids)
Biological process (GO): RNA modification
Molecular function (GO): protein binding; RNA binding
Source: RefSeq, a predicted model, not a curated record